GCCAAAAAUUCCCUGCUGCCUUUGAGCCCGAACAGGAGAGUGGAAAGGUGGCAAUACAGCCUUACAGGCAGCGCUGAGGGACGGAAUGAUCCUUUUCAUACAAUGCUGCUGCUGGGGCUCUCUGCCAAACACGGAAUGCACUGUCAACACAGAAACAUGGCUGCCUCUUCAACGGGCAAGGCGAGUAACAGUGAUAACGCUAAUGCCAGCAGUCUAAACUGUAACGAAGAAGCUCUGCCGCAGUCUCGGGAAAUGAUAAAACCCACCAUCGUGGAGCUGACCAAAGAAGUGAGGACGAACAUCCUAUGCACCGUGGAAGGAUGUGGCAAGAUUCUCCCCAACACACCUGCGUUGAACAUGCAUCUGGUUAAGUCGCACAGAAUAAAGGAUGGUAUUGUCAAUCCCACGGUCAGAAAGGACAUGAAGGGCUCUCAGAAGCUUUACUGCUGUCCUAUUGAGGGUUGUCCCAGAGGCCCUAACAGACCUUUCUCACAGUUCUCCCUGGUUAAGCAACACUUCAUGAAGAUGCAUGCAGAAAAGAAACAUAAGUGCUCCAAGUGCAACAAUGGCUACAGUACAGAGUGGGACUUAAAGAGGCACAUAGAAGACUGUGGAAAGACCUACCACUGUACAUGUGGCUGCCCCUAUGCUAGCAGGGCUGCUUUACUCUCACAUAUCUACAGGACGGGUCAUGAAAUUCCAACAGAGCACAGAAUUCCUCCAGUAAAAAAGAGAAAGAUGGAAAAACUGUUAAGUGGUUCUGAAAAGGUUAAGAUCAAUGAUUCAACCUUCCAGAUCAUCUCUGCUGCCACAGAGCAGACCGACACUUCUCUCCCUUCUGAUACAACCGUUACUAUCCCAGACUCCCGGAGGAGCCUGCAGAAGUUGCUUUUACCAAAACCCAAGAUGGCUUUGGUUAGUGUUCCUGUGAUGCAGGUGGCUCAUUUGCCUGUACUCCUUCCAUCUACAGAAAGUGGGGCUCUGAGGUCUGUAGUGCUUGCUGUAGAUAGCCAAGGUUCUGUUAGUGCCCUUCAGCUCCUUCCACAAGCCACAGGAGCAGUGGUACCCCAACUUGAUGCUAAAAGUUUGGGUUUCAAGGAUAGCAUGCCUACUUCCCGCUCUAGCCAGGGGCCUAUUAGCACAGGAGUGCAAGUUAAUCUGGAUCCAGUAGGUCCAGAGGAUUCAACUAUCAGCAUGGCAGCACAGCGAGGAAGGAGCACUUCCACCAACAUUCAGACAGACAAAUCGUACUUGUCAAAAAUGCCCACAGGAGUAGGGGUUGGGGAGGGACUAGGCUUGUGCUCUGCGGGUGAGUCCUCGGUGUCUUCUUGCUCCCAAACAGACAUCAGUGUCAGUGCCCAAGUCCUUUUGCCAGUCAGUGUUGAAACCCAAACUUUCUUCUCCCGAGCCAAAUCCACAUCAUCUAUUGGAGCUCAAACAGACAGCCAGUGCCUGAGCCAAAUUCCCUGCUCAUCCUCUUCUGUUGCUCCGUACAAAACCAGGCAGACACAGACAUACUUUGCCAUGCCACAAUCAGAGGAGAAGGCUCAGAACCAGGCUGUCAUGUGCUCAGACCUAUUUGGCAAUGACUCCCUCAGUGUGUCAACCCAAACAGCUUUGGACAUUGAUGACACCCUUUGUGCUGCAGGAAGCACUAUAUAUGAGGACUCAAAAUCAGAGGGUGGUAUGUGUUUUGGGGUGCAGACGCAUGAGCUGAGUGCAAACAACAUGGCAGACAACCAGACCCAAACAAUGACCUUGUUAAAUGACCUGGAAAACAUCCUGUCUGACAGUAUGUCAGGCCAUCAGGUGCUCACAGAGGCUUCUGCAGGCUGUGGGUCAAGUCUCAACUCUGUUCAAGAGCAACAUAACGGCAUCGACUUUGAUUUUGAAGAAUUCCUCAAUGCUGUGCACAUCCAGACACAGACCGAGGAGAGUGAGCUGGGAGGACUGGGUGGUGACACGCCAAUGGAGUCUCUAGACAUUCAGACACAGACAGACUUCCUACUGAUGGAUGAUCUGGACCAAAGUGAGGGACCAAGCCGAACCCAAGCCAGCGACUUGGAGCUAUUUGAUACUCAAACUCAGACUGACCUCAAUUUUCUGCUGAAUGCCGGAAGCCACAUGCCCCUGAGCAGCAUCUUGCGACAUUCAAGCUUUUCUAUGAGCACAGAGUCAUCAGACACAGAAACACAAACAGAUCUCCCUUCAUUUGCCACGAGUCUCUCUGCUCAGACUCCUGUCACUCAAGGAGAGAAUGCAAGACUGCUGAACAGCACAGAGACACAGACUGUGACUAGCCAAGCAGAAGGCCUAGGAAACCUGUUCCUGACCAGCAACGAAACCCAAACUGUCAUGGAUGACUUCCUGUCAGCAGACUUGGCGUGGAACAUGGAGUCCCAUUUCAGCUCUGUGGAAACCCAGACAUGUGAAGAACUUUGUGCUCUGUUUCAGCAUUCUGAGAAACCCAACAGCUGAAGCUUCCCAUGGCUUUGCAAUAAAGGUUUCUGAUAUCUGCCUCUUCCUUUAAGAGUAAAUGGUUUAUGCUGUCCUCUGGCAAAUCAAACCAUAGUCUUAGCAGCAAGAAGUCUGCAGAUAUGUUUUCAACCAUUCCACUGGGGGCAUAAUGUCCAGAGCCCUUCCUGGUGUCUAUCCUGACAGCAUUGCUGCACUUUAUUAGCUCAGUGGGCAUGACCCAUGAGCUCCCGUGACAGUUUACAUAUUUAUUUGCACAUAAGGUAACAUUGUACGUGUCUUGUCUAAAAUGCAAGCUUACUUGUAUAUUUCAGUGCGUAGCCGCUGUGACUGGUCACUGUUUGGUCUUAAGAAGUUGUAAAAAUACUUAACAUUACAUAAAGUUUAGCUCUGCACUUAAAAGGGAUGACAUCCAUACCUAUAUAUGGCUGUCAUGAAAGGCUUGUAAAAUUGCUACCUUGUAUGACAGCUUUCAAAUAUAGAUGUACUGCUGUAAAACAAUCUCAUCUCAGCUGUACAGUAUACAAUAUUGUACGCUUAGUUUACAUACGUAUGCAAUGCGCAUGAAGCCUUUAAGCAGCACAACAUAAAAUAUUGAUUCUGCACAUGUGCGUCUGAAUGCUGCAUCUUCAAUGUUACCUUGUCAGUGGCAACAAGACUAUAAACUCUGACAUUGCAGGCAGUUGAAAACAUGACAAGUGAGAUUUUUUUUUUCAAAAUAAAGGCUUUGCAUUGCUCAAAGCAAAAGAUGUGUUGUUGAAAUAUAACCUGGCACAAAGUAAAAAAAAAUGUUUGUCCCGUGUUGCGCACCUUGCAUUGAAAUGUGAUUGUGAAGUCUAAUGUUGUGUAAACACUUUUUGUGUCAAGGCCUCUAGUUAAGAGGUCGACUUAAGUCAGUAAGCAGGCUAGGCUGUCAUCGUCUUUAACUUAUUCAUUAGCUGGGUGUAAGUGUAUACAUUAGCAGUACACUGCUGAAGUGAUCCAGUAAUGUUACCGUACACAAAAACAGUGGAUUAGAGCUAGGAUUAGCACAGAUUAGCACAGUGUUUUGUUUUGUUCUUUUAACGGAAAGGACUUACAUUUUAGACCCAAUUUUCCACACUAAUUUUUUCAAAUCACUAAAUGUAACUUUUUUUUCCACCCCCAUUUUUCUUUUUUGUUAUACUGUGACCUCAGUUACCUCAUAGGCACCACAUAGAGACUGUUCUACCUGAGAACAUAGAGCUAUAGGCCUUGUUUAUUUUCCAUUUUUGUUGUGUUGGUGCCUUAACCCAAGUAUUAACUUGAGUUCUGUUACAGAUAAUUUGCUGCUUUAAAGUCAUGUUUAUACUAGAAUAUAUCGUGAUGAAUAAACAAUGAAAAAUAUCCGAAUCCUUUCAGUCUUUGUUUUGCAUGUUUUAUCUGUUUAGUAUUGGUGUUUUUAUCGUGAUUGCAUGCAAUGUGAGAAUGCAUCUCCUUCAUGUUUAUGGAAAGAUUUACGCUGUCACAUGAAAAUAUUCCUUUGCAGCAUUUGAUUGAAAAGAAUUACUUUGAUUCCAUCACAUCUUAAAUGAAUAGUGUUUAAUGUCAUUACACUUUAUGGAUGUUUAUUAAAUCUGAAGAAUGUACACAAUAAUGACACUGUGCCCAGACAUAUUAUGCUUUGGGUUCUUUUUGUUUUUUGUUUCUGUCACUAUUCCCAGUUGGUUUAUGGAUAAUUUCGCUAUUUUAGUAAGGUUUCACGCCUAUGAAGUCUGAACACAUUUUGUUUUGAAGCAGUAAUUCCAACUUGUAAUUCCUAAAUUCUAAUACAAUAUAGCUGUUUCCUUGCAGGUUUAGUGGAAUGGGGAAAAAUGCCUAUAUUUGAAUGGGUUAAAGCUAUGUCACUUUCAGGUGUCCGUUACAGUGCUUUACUUUCUCCUUGUAGGGAGUGCAUGCAGAUAUUUUUCCAGCACAAAAUAUUUGUUUUUGCAGAAUUGAUUUGAUUUUUCUGUUGCCUACAUGUGUCAACUUAAUGGCUGCCUUUAAUUAUUGUUCAAGAUAGAUUGUAGAUGUCGUUAAUAAACUGCUGGCAAGUGUU
This is a messenger RNA of Oreochromis niloticus (Nile tilapia), 4534 nucleotides long. RefSeq names its product ATM interactor (gene atmin). Gene Ontology annotation, biological process: positive regulation of transcription by RNA polymerase II. The record is from RefSeq and is a predicted model, not a curated record. The transcript has 4 exons. Gene Ontology annotation, molecular function: transcription cis-regulatory region binding; DNA-binding transcription factor activity, RNA polymerase II-specific. NCBI's taxonomy places the organism in Eukaryota, Metazoa, Chordata, Actinopteri, Cichliformes, Cichlidae. Gene Ontology annotation, cellular component: nucleus. Bases 103 to 2478 code for a protein of 791 amino acids.